GUGUAAAAAGGAACUAUUGUAUUUACAAUGUAUAAUACACAAUUCUUGAAUUUUAUAAUCUUUAUCAUAUAUAUUUUUAUUCAUUUCAUUCUAAUUUUUCAAUUAGUCAUACACACAAAAAAACCUUGAUUAUUAUAUUUCAUUGUUUUAUUUAUUUAAAAAUAAAAUUUACGUAUGACUAACAAAUAAUUCUUCAAUAUAAUUUACUUGAUAUGAUAUCAAGACUAAUAACACUUUUCAACUAAUGGUAAAUCUUCAUACAAAGGUCAUACAUAGGAACUACUUGACAGCAAUUAUAAUUAUACAAUAAGACUCAUACAGACAAUUAUAUCCUAUUCAUAUUUCUUAUCUUUCUUUUUAUAAUUUAGCAAUUAUUCUAAGUAUGUUUUAUCCCUUCUCUCUUAUAUAAAGCUAAUUUUCUUAUAAACGGAAAUUAUCAUUUAAAUCUAUAUAAAAAUUCCUCUCAUCGUAGAAAAUAGAUACAUUGACAAAUUGCAUUAUUGUCUCAUUCUCUCUUUCUCCCCCCUUCCCAAUUUUAGUGUUCAAAACACUAAGCUUUUUACAAAUAGGCUCAAAGAACUUUGGAAAAAUUACCUAGGUACAAAUUGAUUUGCUAUGCCCUUUGGCCGGUACUCUGGAUCAACCAUCAAAAGGAUAUGUGGAAAAAAAUAUAUGUGUACCAAAAUAUGCACCAUCGAUAUAAUGAUGUCUAGAACUUUUAGAUUUAUAGAUAUUCAUAUAUUUAGAACAAUAAAUCUUAACCCAUCCUUUGCCCGGAAUAUCGCUCAGACCUGGAGUACAAGCUGCGGAAAAUGGAUAUUACAAGUACUUCAUUGGUCUAUUCAUACCACGCUUGGUUACAUACUUAUGAUGGCAAUUAUGACAUAUAACGUAUAUAUUAGUAUUGCCCUUGCUAUCGGAGGUUCCUUGGGAUACUGGAUAUUUGGUCCUGCCUUGAUAGAAUUAAAUAUGAGUCAAUUUCGAAAAAGACAAAAGAUCAUUAAAUGCGACAAGGAAUGCUUAGAUGCUAUUCUUAACCAAGAAAGACGCGAGUCUGCUGUCUCUGUUAUUGCGGAACAAUUAGUAUUAGAAGCAACGGCAGAGAUUCAUACACCUAGAGAUGUCUGAAAAGAUAUGUUUCCUUGACUCGAUUGGAAUUAAUCUCAAAUGUAAAAUUCAAUUAAAAGAACAAUUUAUACUUUUCACAAUUCCCAUCAUCAUUUUUACAGAUAUGUGUUUGUGGCUACAAUCAAGAACAAGAGAAAGUACAAUAAAAUGAAUAAAAAAUAAAAUCAUUGAAAAC
This is a messenger RNA of Vespa mandarinia (Asian giant hornet), 1303 nucleotides long. RefSeq names its product protein SLC31A2. Gene Ontology annotation, molecular function: copper ion transmembrane transporter activity. Gene Ontology annotation, cellular component: membrane. Lineage: Eukaryota; Metazoa; Arthropoda; Insecta; Hymenoptera; Vespidae. Gene Ontology annotation, biological process: copper ion transmembrane transport. The record is from RefSeq and is a predicted model, not a curated record.